AGAACGAGAACCGAGGCAGAGCCACAAUUACCAAGCGCAGCAGAGAGCAGAGCAGGACACACAGUGUGACACUGUUAACCAGAUUCCUCAACUUUAACCUGGAUCCCCCCAUCGGUUGCAGUAACUUCACUACCGCAGUUAGAGCUCCCACCUUUGCCUCUGUAUACUAAAUACUAUAUAACUCCACCACCCACACCCCUCUCUCUCUCCAUCCCUCAAUCUCUCCCACCUUCCUCCUUUGACUACUCGUCCAACCUCUCUCUCUCUCUCUGUGUUGGGCUGAUUACCCAGAACAAAUCGACAUUGACAGUUCUUGGAACGAAAGAGAGAGGAAGAGUAAAAGAUGGGUUCUUUAGAUCUCACGCUCUAAAGCUUGUUUCUUUUUUUUGUUGGGUUCGUUCUGCUCUGCCUUUUUUAUCCUAACAAGGUGAGCUGCUGCAAUGGCGGAGACAGCGGCGGAGGCGAAGACAUUGCCGGAGGCGGAGAAGAAGAAGGAGCAGAGCCUGCCGUUUUUCCAGCUCUUCUCCUUUGCAGACAAGUACGAUUGGAUGCUCAUGAUCUUCGGAAGCUUGGGCGCCGUCGUGCACGGCUCCUCCAUGCCGCUGUUCUUCCUCAUGUUCGGCGAAAUGGUUAACGGGUUCGGAGAAAACCAAAUGAUUCAGAAAAUGACCGCCGAAGUAGCAAAGUACGCUUUGUACUUUGUGUAUCUCGGUCUCAUAGUAUGCGUAACAUCCUACGCAGAAAUUGCAUGCUGGAUGUACACCGGUGAGAGGCAGGUGAGCACGCUGAGGAAGAAGUAUCUGGAGGCGGUGCUGAAACAGGACGUCGGCUUCUUCGACACGGACGCCAGAACUGGGGACAUUGUCUUCAGUAUCUCGACGGACACUCUUCUGGUCCAAGAUGCCAUCAGCGAGAAGGUGGGGAACUUCAUACACUAUCUAUCUACAUUUCUGGCAGGCCUGGUGGUAGGGUUUGUAUCAGCAUGGAGGCUGGCGCUGCUGAGUAUUGCCGUGAUUCCCGGAAUAGUUUUUGCCGGCGGCUUAUAUGCCUAUACACUCACCGGCCUCACGUCCAAGAGUCGCCAGUCGUAUGCAAAUGCAGGGAUAGUGGCUGAUCAGGCCAUUGCGCAAGUUCGGACAGUUUAUUCCUAUGUUGGUGAAAGCAAGGCCCUCAAUUCGUAUUCGGAUGCCAUACAGAACACUUUGCAGCUUGGUUACAAGGCCGGAAUGGCCAAAGGUCUUGGCCUAGGGUGCACCUACGGCAUUGCUUGUAUGUCAUGGGCACUUGUUUACUGGUACGCUGGUGUGUUUAUCCGAAAUGGGCAGACUGAUGGAGGGAAAGCGUUCACUGCCAUUUUCUCAGCCAUUGUUGGUGGCAUAAGCUUGGGUCAGUCAUUUUCGAACCUUGGGGCCUUUAGCAAAGGUAAAUCAGCUGGAUACAAGUUGAUGGAGAUAAUUAAGCAAAAGCCAACCAUAGUUCAAGACCCCUUGGAAGGAAAGUGCUUAUCGGAUGUUAGUGGUAAUAUAGAAUUCAAGGAAGUAACCUUCAGCUACCCUUCGAGGCCAGAUGUUAUUAUCUUCCGAAAUUUUUCAAUCUUCUUUCCAGCCGGGAAGACUGUCGCUGUUGUUGGUGGCAGUGGUUCAGGGAAGAGCACUGUUGUCUCUCUAAUCGAAAGGUUCUACGAUCCUAACCAGGGGCAGGUUUUGAUCGAUAGCGUGGACAUAAAAACGCUGCAAUUGAAAUGGUUGCGCGAUCAGAUUGGGCUGGUAAACCAGGAACCGGCACUCUUUGCAACUACGAUACUCGAGAACAUUCUCUAUGGAAAGCCCGACGCAACAAUGGAAGACGUUGAAGUUGCGGCCUCCUCAGCGAAUGCUCACAGUUUCAUCACCUUGCUUCCAAAGGGAUAUAACACUCAGGUAGGAGAGCGAGGAGUUCAACUCUCUGGUGGUCAAAAGCAGAGGAUUGCAAUUGCCAGAGCUAUGUUGAAAAAUCCAAAGAUCCUCCUCCUUGACGAAGCUACCAGCGCCCUGGAUGCAAGCUCAGAGAGCAUUGUUCAAGAAGCUCUGGAUCGUCUCAUGGUCGGAAGGACAACUGUUAUUGUGGCACAUCGCCUUUCCACUAUUAGAAAUGUUGAUAGCAUUGCAGUUAUACAACAAGGCCAAGUUGUCGAGACAGGUACACAUGAAGAACUGAUUGCUAAAGCAGGGGCAUAUGCUUCUCUAAUUCGAUUCCAAGAGAUGGUUGGGAACAGAGACUUCAGGAACCCAUCGACUCGCUGCUCUCGUUCAUCACGUCUAAGCCACUCAUUGUCAACGAAGUCUUUAAGCCUCCGGUCUGGCAGCUUAAGGAACCUGAGCUAUUCGUACAGUACGGGUGCUGAUGGGCGGAUAGAGAUGAUUUCAAAUGCUGAAACAGACAGGAAAACUCGAGCUCCUAAGAACUAUUUCUUCCGGCUUCUGAAGCUAAACGCUCCCGAAUGGCCCUAUUCAAUAAUGGCCGCUAUAGGAUCACUACUCUCCGGGUUUAUCGGUCCAACAUUUGCUAUUCUAAUGGGCAACAUGAUUGAGGUUUUCUACUAUAGAAAUCCUGCCUCAAUGGAAAGGAAGACAAAGGAAUAUGUUUUCAUGUACGUUGGAGUGGGACUAUACGCAGUGGUUGCGUAUUUGAUACAGCAUUACUUCUGCAGCAUCAUGGGAGAGAACCUCACUACUAGAGUGAGAAGGAUGAUGCUUGCAGCAAUCUUGAGGAAUGAAGUUGGAUGGUUUGAUGAGGAGGAGCACAACUCUAACCUUCUAACAGCUAAAUUGGCGACGGAUGCUGCUGAUGUGAAAUCAGCUGUUUCUGAGAGGAUAUCUGUGAUAUUGCAGAACAUGACUUCACUCCUCACUUCAUUCAUUGUUGCCUUCAUAGUGGAAUGGAGAGUCUCCCUGCUCAUUUUAGCAACCUUCCCUCUUCUGGUGCUAGCCAACUUUGCUCAGCAACUUUCUUUGAAGGGCUUUGCUGGAGACACAGCCAAGGCUCAUGCAAAGACGAGCAUGAUUGCUGGGGAGGGAGUGAGCAACAUUCGGACAGUCGCCGCCUUCAAUGCCCAAAACAAGAUCCUAUCUCUGUUCUGCCACGAGCUCCGUCUCCCACUGCUGGGAAGCCUCCGCCGCAGCCAAACUGCUGGCGUCCUAUUUGGCCUCUCUCAGUUUGCUCUCCAUGCCUCUGAAGCUCUCAUUUUGUGGUAUGGUGCCCACCUCGUUAGCAAAGGUGUCUCCACCUUCUCGAAAGUUAUUAAGGUUUUCAUUGUCCUUGUUGUAACGGCGAAUUCAGUUGCUGAAACUGUCAGCCUUGCCCCGGAGAUUAUCAGGGGCGGUGAAGCAGUUGGUUCGGUAUUUUCAAUCCUUGAUCGUCAAACAAGGAUUGACCCGGAUGAUCCUGAGGCUGAGGUGGUUGAAUCAGUUCGCGGAGAAAUUGAACUUAGGCAUGUUGAUUUUGCAUAUCCAUCGCGACCUGAUAUCAUGGUGUUCAAAGAUUUUAGUCUCAGAAUCCGUACUGGCCACAGCCAAGCGCUUGUCGGAGUUAGUGGUUCGGGAAAGAGUUCUGUGAUUGCAUUGAUCGAGCGAUUUUAUGAUCCAUUAGUUGGGAAAGUAAUGAUCGAUGGCAAGGACAUCCGCCGGUUGAACUUGAAGUCUCUUCGGUUGAAAAUUGGACUGGUGCAACAAGAACCAGCCCUGUUUGCAGCAAGCAUCUUUGAAAACAUUGCCUACGGCAAAGAAGGCGCAACCGAAGCAGAAGUAAUCGAAGCUGCACGUACUGCUAACGUGCAUGGUUUCGUUAGCGGAUUGCCUGAUGGAUACAAAACCCCGGUUGGGGAGCGAGGAGUUCAGCUCUCUGGCGGACAGAAACAAAGAAUUGCAAUAGCAAGGGCGGUGCUCAAGGACCCUAGAAUACUCUUGCUAGAUGAGGCCACAAGUGCACUUGAUGCUGAAUCAGAAUGUGUGUUGCAAGAAGCACUUGAGAGGCUAAUGAAGGGCCGCACCACCGUGCUAGUUGCCCACCGUUUAUCGACAAUUAGAGGGGUGGACAGCAUUGGCGUGGUGCAAGACGGGCGCAUUGUGGAACACGGCAGCCAUUCGGAACUAGUGAGCCGCCCCGACGGAGCUUACUCAAGGCUGUUGCAGCUGCAAAAUCAUCACGUAUGAGAAGAGUUUUGGUCAAAAGCAAGCAUGCAUGCAUGGAUGGCCUUGUUGGGUGUUAAUUAUGUGUGUCCCCUAUUUUUCUUAGUUUGUAGAUAUUGGCAAAUGUGUCUGAACAAUUUCUCUCUAAUCUCUAAAGCAAGUAUUAUAUUAUUAAUCAAAUAUCAUAUCUUUCCUUUCUCCUUUUA
Molecule: messenger RNA, 4372 nt
Organism: Malus domestica (apple)
Lineage: Eukaryota; Viridiplantae; Streptophyta; Magnoliopsida; Rosales; Rosaceae
Product: ABC transporter B family member 19
Biological process (GO): transmembrane transport
Cellular component (GO): plasma membrane
Molecular function (GO): ATP binding; ABC-type transporter activity; ATP hydrolysis activity
Source: RefSeq, a predicted model, not a curated record